Molecule: messenger RNA, 7681 nt
Organism: Drosophila pseudoobscura
Lineage: Eukaryota; Metazoa; Arthropoda; Insecta; Diptera; Drosophilidae
Gene: mamo
Product: maternal gene required for meiosis
Exons: 7
Coding region: 755-4216 (1153 amino acids)
Biological process (GO): regulation of transcription by RNA polymerase II
Cellular component (GO): nucleus
Molecular function (GO): protein binding
Source: RefSeq, a predicted model, not a curated record
UAAAACAAAAAGCGAAAGCAAAACCACUCUCUUUCACACACACACACGCAUACGCACUAUCUCCCUCCCUCCCACAUACACACACACACACACACAUACGAGAACGUACAGUCAAGACUCGACUUGAGGAAGAAAUAAGCAACAAACCAAGGACCAAUUACAUGUUUAUGGAACAGCAACAAAAGCAACAACAGCAGCAGCAGCAACAAAAAAAACUCUCCAAAUAAAAAAUAAAAAACUAUUUUCAUCUGUUUUUGGGGCAACUCUGUGAAAGAAAAGAAACAAAGAAAAACAAAACAAAAAAAAAAAUAAGGAAAGAAACACUCUCAUUAACUCUUAGUCUCUGUCUCUCUCUCUCUUUCGAAAGUAAUUCUAUUUCGGUCUCAAAAACAGUGUUGUAAAACAGCCCCAUUAACAAUAUUUCGGUGUGCAAAAAUUUCGAAAUAAAAAUUAGAGUUUUAACAACAACAACAACAACUGCAGCAGCGACAACAACUACACAAACGAAAAGCAAAAGCAAAAGCAAGCAACAACCAGAGAAAGAAAAGUAAAAGGAAACAACAACAACAACUGCAACAACAAACACAAAAAGGAAAAGAAAAGGAAUAACAAAAAGACAACCAAAAACAAAAGCGACGUAGACGACGGCCCCCAGGACAAAAAUCAAUUGCAAAAAUUGAAACUUAUGGAUUGCUGGACGGGUAACGCCCGACUGGCGAGUGUUUUAGUUUAAGCAGCGUAAGCUGUCACCGACAUGGGCAGUGAGCACUACUGCUUGAGGUGGAACAAUUACCAAUCCAACCUGUUAGGGGUGUUUAGUCAAUUACUACACGACGAGAACCUGGUGGACGUCACACUAGUUUGUUCAGAGGGCACAUCCAUCAAAGCCCAUAAGGUGGUCCUCUCGGCUUGUUCCUCGUACUUCCAGAGCCUGUUCCUGGAGCACCCCGAAACACAUCCAAUUGUGAUAUUGAAGGACGUCCGUUUUGCCGAGCUGCAAACCUUAGUUGAAUUCAUGUACACGGGCGAGGUGAACGUGCAAUACUGUCAGUUGUCCGCACUGCUCAAGACAGCCGAAUCACUCAAGGUCAAGGGUCUUGCCGAGAUGACAAACCAGAAUUCAACUCUGCGGGAACCGGAACGGGAGCCCGACCGACUGCGUCCCCACUCGCAGGCUAGCGGCGGCGGCAGUGGCGGUGGCGCCCACAAAGCGGCCGACAGUCCGGCGGCAGCCCUCGAUGCGGCUUCGGCGGCGACCUCAGCAGCAGCGGCCACCAGCAGCAGUAGCAGCACCAGCGGCAGUGGCAGUGGCAGCUCCUCCACCUCAACCUCAGCAACAGCGGCGGCAGCAGCAGCAGCAGCAGCGGCAGCGGCAUCUGCCACAGCGGCAACAGCAGCGGCCACAGCGGAGAGUACAGCGACAGGCGGGGGCGGUGGCAGUGGCAGUAGUAGUACAACAGCAACAUCUGCCACAGCAGCAGCAGCAUCAUCAACGGCAGCGUCAGCGGUAUCUGCCACAACAUCUGCCACAACGCCUGCCGAAGAAGCCACAUCCUCGUCCACAGCCAGCCACAAGCGGGAGGCGAGCGAUCGGUGCAGUCCAACGCCAGCGAAGCGCUCCACAGUCUCUGGAUCCGUGAGGACCAAUCUCGACGAGGACGAUGAGGAGGACGAGGAGGAGGAGCUGGAGGACCAGAUGGUGAGGGGCCUGCAUGUGGGCGAGGAUGUUGACGACGAUGUCGAUGACAUUGAGGAUGUUGGGGAUGAUGACGAGGACGAUGAGGAGGACACACCCAUGCCGCUAGAUCUCUAUCAAAGACGUGACGCCUCCGCCUCCGGCCCCGGCUCUGCCUCUGCCUCAGCCUCUGGAGCCGUAGAGCAAAAGAAUGUGGCAAGUGCGGCGACACCAGACCAGCAGAGUGGCACCAGCAACAACAACAACCUCAGCAACAACAACAACAACAACAACUUUAGCAGCAGCAACAACAACAACAACAGCGGGAGUGGAAGCGGAAGUGGAAGUGGAAGCGGUAUCAAAGCUACCUCAAUGGCUGCCUCGGCUGCCAGCAAUGGCGAAGGCAUCGAUCUGGCUGUGGUUGCCGUCGACGAUGACGACGACGAUGAGGACGAUGAUGUCCUGCACCAUGACGAGGACACCGACAAUACCCGGCAUAAAGCUGCCCAUCACCGUCACCACGAAGACGAUGAUCUCGAUGACGACGAUGUCGUGGUGGUGGGAGGCAGCGCCUCAGCAACAUCCGCAGCAGCAGCAGCAGCAGCAGCAGCUGCAGCCACAACCACAGCAUCGGCCGCGGCAGCAGCGGCGGCCCGAGAUUUUGCCCAAAGGAUUGCCCACCAGAGCAUACGGCUGAGCCACCACCAUCACCACCAGCAGCAGCAACAUACGCAGCACCACUCGCACCACCACCACCACCAACAACAGCAACAGCAACAACAGCAGCAGCAGCAUUCGCACCACCACCAGCGGCACCACCACCACAACGAGGAUGAUGACGACGAGGACGAGACGGCCCUGCCAACCAUACCCAAGACCGAAAUCAUCGACGACGACUACGACGAUGAGAUGGACCUCGACGAUGACGAUGAGGCGGACAACAGCAGCAAUGACAUGGGCCUCAACAUGAAGAUAGGCGCCGGCGGCGGCGGCGGCGGUGGUGUAGAUCUCUCCACGGGCUCCACUGUGAUUCCCUCGCCACUAAUAUCCUUGCCCUCAUCCUCGGCCGCAGCAGCGGCGGCGGCAGCAGCAGCAGCAGCAGCCGCUGUGGCAGCAGUGGAAUCGCAACGCUCAACGCCCGCCGGUGGCGGUGGAGGAGGCAGCGCGACCUGUGCCUCGGAUCUGAGUCUGGGGGCUGGCGGGCGUCCGGCAUCGCGGAGUUCACGCGAUGGGGGCGGACCCGACGGCAGAGCCACCUCCAGCCUCCUGAGUCCCGGGACUGUGGCCAAUCUCUUGCCAGUGCAAUCGGUGCCAUUGAGCCUGAAAAAAGAAAUCGAUUGCAGCGAGGACGAUAACAGUAGUCACAGUAGACACAUGCAACCGCGUUCGGCAUCAGCUGGCGGCGGCCUGGGCGGCGACCUCGACUACCGCGCCUCCCACGAAUCGGAAACGUCCGAAUCGCCCCAACAACACCACGCUGUUGGCGUUGGCGCGGGCCUGGCCAGCGGCAGUGGCGGCAGCGGCAUCGGCAGCAGUAGCAGCUCUGUCGCAGCCGCCGCCGCUGCAGCCGCCGCCGCAGCAGCAGCAGCUGCCGCACACGAGCACCACCAUCCGUCGCACACCCCACCCCCGGUGCCCAUGCCCAUGUUCCAGUGUAUCUACUGCGGCGCCGCUUUCCCCAACCAGUCAAAACUCACGCGCCACCUGCUGUCGCACUCGCUGAAGACGCUCGAGUACCGGGAACCGCCGACGAACGCCCUGCUGCACUCGCACCUUCUGGGCGACAUCAACAUGUCCGGGCUGCCGCCCUCGUUCGCCUUCCAGAUGAACGCGGCGAUGGCCGCCAGCGCCGGCGGCAGCAGCGACACCCAGGAGCAGGUGGCCGCCUUUACGGCCGCCUUCGGCAUCGACAUGGAGGCCCUAUCGCUGGCCAGCGGCACCUUCCAGAGCCUGACGGCCAGCUGCCUGGAGGCGGGUGCGCCGGGGGUCAGCGGGUCGAGCGGUCGGCUAUCACUAGCCCAGGCAUCGACAUCUGGAAACGGAGGGCAGGCCGGCCUCCUGCUGGGCAACAGCGGUGGAUCUGGCGGUGGUGCGGGUGCGGGUGGUGCCGGCAGCGGCGGCGGCGGCGGUGGCUCUUCGUCGCCCUCCACGUCGGCCGCAGCGUCGGCAGCGGCGCAGUCAGCCGGCUCGUCCGCCGCCUCGCUGCUAGGCGCGUCAAGUGAUCCGAAUAGUGUUGUCAUGUGUAAGUUCUGUGCUAAAAGUUUUCCCGAUGUUACAUCACUGAUCACGCAUUUGUCGGUACAUACAGGUGAUCGACCAUUUAAAUGUGAGUUUUGUGGCAAAGCGUUUAAGCUGCGCCACCACAUGAAAGAUCAUUGUCGCGUCCACACCGGCGAACGACCCUUCAGAUGUAAUAUGUGCGGGAAAACCUUCUCGCGGUCAACGAUACUCAAGGCGCACGAGAAAACGCAUUUUCCCAAAUAUGUGCGAAAGUUUUUGUCACCCAGCCCGGUCGAUACAAAGGAUGAGUUGCCGCAAUAGUGAAACGAUUUUAGUUUGUUAUUAAAUUAUUAUUAUUACUACUAUUACUAUUAUAAUAAUAACAAUAACAACAACAACAACAACAACAGCAACACCAACAAUUUCAACUACAACAACAAUUGAUGUGAAGAACACGAAGAAAUGAGUUGUAACUUUCUAUAAGAAAGAUGGAGGCAACAACAAGGACUUUGACUUACUUAAGCGAAGAUCAAGCGAGAGGCUUGAUGAUGAUGAUGAUGAUGAUGAUGGAAGAAAUUCAACAACACACUAAUACACACACACACACGCAAACACCAAUAUAUGUAUAUACCGUUAAAUCUAUGUAUAUACAUAUGUAUAUAUUUUAUUAAUUAUGUAAACGAGGCAAAGAACAGAAACAGAAGAAGUGAAAUCAGGAGGAACAGAACAGAACGUUCGUUCUUCUGAGCAAAGAGAAACUCUAGCAAAUAGGAAAGAGACAGCAACACACACCCACACACACACACACAAUAGAGCAGGCAGGCUAUAAUCAUACACAAAACAUACAUCUAUAUAAACAUAUAUAUAUAUAUAUAUAUAUAUAUAUAAUAUAUAGUAUAUAUAUUAUACACAAUAAUUAUAUAGCAGCAUAUUGUCGAAUUGUUGAAGUUUAUACCAAGAAGCGAACUUGUUUUUUUUUUCGAAUCCAAUGAGAACAUACAAUGAGUAUGUGAGUGAAUGAUCAGCCGUAGGAUUGAUGAUUGAUUGAAUGAGAAGUGAGGAGAGUGUUAGAGAACUUAAAUUAAGUGCGACCGCAAGAGGGUAUCCAGGGUAUCCACAGGGAAAGCCCCGAAUUUUGGAUAGCAACAGAGCAACUGUUUUUUCUAUACAAUUAACUUGAACGGGAAAACAAUUAAAGCUAAUGAAGGGAGAGUAAAAUUGCAGCGCGAAAGAGUUGUAGCAGGAAUCUAAUAAAACAAAUAUUAUAUAUAUAUAUAUAUACAUACAUAUAUAUAUGAUAUAUAUACAACUAUAUAUAUUUUUCAAAAGUAUGUAUAAGAGAACGUAAGACAUAUAGGCAAGAAAGAAAAAGCGCAAAAAAAAUUGAAAAUAAAUUUACAAAAAAAGGAAAAACGUAAAAAAUUGCUAACUAUACAUGAUAAAACAUUGAUCUAAUUGAAUAUAUGAUUUAGUAAUGCUAGAAAUAGCGAUUAACGAUAAACAUAAACAUAAUGAAAAGAACAGUGAACACGUGAUGUAACUUUUUAAGUAGCGCAGCAGCAGAAGCCGCCGCAGCCGAGGAUAUAGUAGGAGGAUCAUUAUGAGUGUGCAUGAUGGCGAUGACGAUGAUAAUAACGAGUUAAAGUAGCUUAAAACAAAGUCCCCCCCUCUCCCACACACAUACCCAAACCCAUACAUAACCCCCAGAAUAAAAGCAAAGUGAACUGGUGACCCCGACACCACACACAUCAAUACACCAUUACACGACAGCAAUCACCAAUGCAGCACCUGUAGCCUUCAUUUGUGCGUCUUUGAUUUGGCAUUGAGCAACGAGUGAACGUAGUAAAACAUACAUAUCCCAACACACCCAGGCAGACCAGACCCACUGCUAGCCAGACAGAUCUGAUCGGAGAGACGACACAGCUAUAUGGCGGACGGCUGACUCUAUAGAGGACAGACGCGUUUCGAUGGCGAAUUAGUGAACAACUUCAGCUGUGCUAAUGCUCCGCUUAGGCCCUAGUGAAACCAACCCCUGUUAAAACCCUUUUAAAAGGCCCUCACACACGCGUAUAUAUAUACACAUACAGAACUUAUUAUACAGUAACAUAUACAUAUAUCUAUAUACAAUAUUUAUAUAUACAUAUAAACCAGAUGCAGCAACAGCAACAACAAUGAGGAGACAUUUUUGGAAUUCAGAUAAAAUUUGAGAAAACAAAAAAUUAAGAAAACAAUUUGCUAGGAAAGCAACAGAAAGCAGCAGCAGCAGAAUUACAUAGAAUAUCUGUGAUCUUAACGAUAUUUAUAUAAAUCUAUAUACAUAAACGAACAAAUAUAUAUAUAUAUAUAUAUGUGUAUAUCUAUAUAACAUAUAUAUAUAUGUAUAUAUAUGUGUAUAUGAGUAGUAGAGGGACAAGAAACACACACUAGAAAUACCAUCUAAGGGUAGCUGUAGAGGAAGCAUGCAGAAAAUGAUUGCAACAAUAUUUAGGCUCAACGUUUGGGGUAUAGAAAGAACCUCUUGAAAAAUUUACAUACAUAUAUAUAAAAAUCACCAAAAAUACCCAAAUUCUUGACGCACACAAAACACGAACCCUCCCAGACAUCAUCCCAUACAUUUUCUGUUCCGUACCAAGUUUACUUUGCUUUGAAAAAAAAAUAUAUAUAUAACUCAACCCUUUUUUUGGCUUCAUGAUGAAAAUAUUUAAGAAAACCCCUAGAUUUUGUGUUAUUAUAAAUUAUCUAAAUGAAUUUGCCAGGAAUCGCCUUCUAUGGCUUAAUGGGAAACGAAGUUCCUUCAGUCUCCCUGCUGGAGAGCCCAUCGAUAAUGCGGACAAACCCUUUCCACCCUUUCCACUCAAGUGAUUAGCCCGGCAACAACAAGGCAAACAAAGCACCAACAACAAAAUGCAAAUCGAUCUCAAAAUUAUAAAAAACAAACGAAAACAAAAAUAUUAUCUAUAAAAAAAAACAUUACAAAGAAAGUUUGUAAAAACUUUUGUGGUUUGGGCUAAACAGAGACAGAGAAAAGAAAAGAAAAGAGAAAUAAAAGCUCGUUGCAGCAGCGGUUUGUGCGGGGAUUUUUACAUUCGAUUUUUGGCAACGGAUUGGGAACAGCAAAAUACAAAAUACAAAAAACAAAAAACAAAUAAAUGGUAAUAAAUAUUAAGAAAAAUAAGCAACAAGAAAACAAAGAGAAAACACGCUAGACAAAAUUCAAAAUUCUAAAUUUUAAACCAAAAAAGGAAAAAGAAAAACAAAAACAAAACAAAACAAAAAAAGGAAGAAGCAACAAACUUUUUGGCUGACAAAGAAAAAAAGAGGAGAAACAAACACAAACACUUUUGGAUUAAACAAUUUGGCUGUGAUAGCAUUACAAGAAUAGUGAAUAAUUAAAGGAUAAAAAAAAUAUUUAACCGCAAAAAAAAACCAAAUAUAUUUGCUUUGCAUUUUGGAAAAGCGAGGAGGCGUGAAGAAGAAAAAAAAAAAAUAAUGAUGGAAAUUAGCGCGUUGCCAUUUUUCACUUUUGUUGUUGGCUUACUUUUCUCAUGCAGUAUUAGACGAGACAGGGAGACGGGGAGACAGGGGACUGGGGACGGGGAACUUUGGAGCAGUAGAGGAGUAGAAGCAACAGGCAUCAAUUCAAUAAUUGUGAUGUAAAACAAAAAACCAACACAGAAUAUCUGCAUUAACAAUUACUAUACUAUAAACAUAAUCGAACCAUAAUCAUAAACGAGAGUAAAGAAAACAAAAUUUAACAUUUAGGAACAAAUUAAAAAAAAAAAAAAA